GAGUGUAUCCAGCUCUGUCACUCUGACCUCACUGCUGAGACGCCCAUCAUCCCGGGCCGGGCCCACCUCCAACCUCCCUCUCUGUCAGACUCCUCCCCCUUCGUCCUGCCGCCCUCCUCCUCCAAACGCUCCUACUCCAUGGAGCACUUCCGCUGGGGGAAGCCCGUCGGCCGCAAGCGCCGCCCAAUCAAAGUGUACACCUCCAACGCCGUGGAGGAGGAGUCUGCUGAGGUUUUCCCCGGUGAGAUGAGGAGGCGGGAGUUAGCCAAUGAGCUGUUAGCAGCAGCGGAGGAAGAGGAGGAGAAGGCGCAGGAAAUGAUGGAGGAGGCGGGGGAGGAGGAGGAGGAGCAGCUCCUGGGUGGGGUCCACGAUAAAAAAGAUGGUUCCUACAAGAUGAAGCAUUUUCGCUGGAGUGGCCCACCCGCCGCCAAACGCUACGGCGGCUUCAUGAAGAGCUGGGACGAACGCAGCCAGAGGCCGCUACUCACGCUCUUCAAGAACGUCAUCAACAAAGAUGGACAGCAGCAGAAGUGAAGGGGCGGGACGGGGGAGGAGACAGAGAACUUUUUACACAUCUUCGACAAGCGGCGAGGAGCUCUGAUUGGCCGAAGAAGCUCGUUAGUGACGGAGAAAAAGAAACUGCUGAUCCUGAAUGACAGAAAAAGAGAGAGAGAGAGAGAGAGAGAGAGAACGGAGUUUUGAUAUUUAUUGAUUCAUGUAAAUUUCUGUACAUUUGAUGAAAUCAUAAAAGUUAUGAAGCAACAGAA
This is a messenger RNA of Paralichthys olivaceus (Japanese flounder), 767 nucleotides long. The record is from RefSeq and is a predicted model, not a curated record. NCBI's taxonomy places the organism in Eukaryota, Metazoa, Chordata, Actinopteri, Pleuronectiformes, Paralichthyidae.